AUGGAAUUAUAUAUAGGUUCUCCAGUUACCUAUAUCAGUGAGGACGUAUUAAAUGCAUUCGGUGUGUCUGCAAUCAGACCAAAUGAUAAAAUUCCUGUAGAAAUUAAUAAUAUACGAAAUUUUGCCAACGAUUUCACAUUUCAGUGGAAUAAAUCUUAUUGGAAUGGAAUUUAUUAUCUUAUCUGA
Molecule: messenger RNA, 186 nt
Organism: Funneliformis geosporum
Lineage: Eukaryota; Fungi; Glomeromycota; Glomeromycetes; Glomerales; Glomeraceae
Source: the annotation of a GenBank genome assembly